Molecule: messenger RNA, 1783 nt
Organism: Hipposideros armiger (great roundleaf bat)
Lineage: Eukaryota; Metazoa; Chordata; Mammalia; Chiroptera; Hipposideridae
Gene: PDCD1
Product: programmed cell death 1
Exons: 5
Coding region: 143-1009 (288 amino acids)
Biological process (GO): positive regulation of T cell apoptotic process; negative regulation of immune response
Cellular component (GO): membrane; external side of plasma membrane
Source: RefSeq, a predicted model, not a curated record
UCCCCUCCUAUGUGGAGGAGGAGGAAGAGGGGGCGGGGGCUCGGGGCGUGUCCCUUACACCUGACGGGGACAGUUUCCUUUCUGCGAACAGCUCUACUGGAGCAGAGGAAGAGAGGAGGCUGACAGACUACGCGCUCGGGGCAUGGGGACCCCAUGGGCGCCUUGGCCACUCGUCUGGGUUGUGCUGCAGCUGGGCUGUAGGCCAGGGUGGCUCCUAGGCACCCCUAACAGGCCCUGGGGCCCCCUGGCCUUCAACCCAUCCAAUCUCACGGUGGCUGAGGGGGAGACGGCCACCUUCACCUGCAGCUUCUCCAACACGUCCAACAACUUUGUGCUCAACUGGUAUCGCAUGAGCCUCAGAAACCAGAUGGAGAAGCUGGCCGCCUUCCCUGAGGACAGCAGCCAACCCGAUCGGGACCGGCGCUUCCGCAUCACACAGUUGCCCAACGGGCGAGAUUUCACAAUGAGCAUCCUUGCUGCCCGGCAAAAUGACAGCGGCACGUACCUCUGUGGGGCCAUCCACCUGUUCCCCAAAACGCAGAUCAAUGAAAGCCCCUGCGCCAACCUCACCGUGACAGAGACAAUCCUGGAGCCAACCACUGAGGGCCCCAGCUCCCCGCCCAGGCCCACGGGCCAACUACAGGGCCUGGUCAUCGGUGUCACAAGCGUCCUGGUGGGUGUGCUGCUGCUGCUGCUGCUGACCUGCGUCCUGGCCACCGCCUUCCCCAGGGCCAUGCGAGGAGCAUGUGCCCGUGGGAGCCAAGACCAGCCUCUGAAGCAGGGCCCCUCCCCUGGGCCUGUGUUCUCCGUGUACUAUGAGGAACUGGACUUCCAGUGGCGGGAGAAGACCCCAGAGCCCUCUGCCCCCUGUGUUCCUGAACAGACGGAGUACGCCACCAUCGUCUUCCCAGGCAGGCCAGCCUCCCCCAGUCGCAGGGCCUCCGCUGAUAGCCCGCAGAGUUCCUGGCCUGUGAAGCCUGAGGACGGACACUGUUCUUGGCCCCUCUGACAGCUUUCUCACAGGCCGGUGGCCUUGAGACCCUCUGCCCAGAGCUGGGGUCAUGCCUUCCCUGGAGGAACACACAGUUGGGAGAAUUUGGGAGCCACCAGGGCUGAGCUGUGUUGGAGUGACAGCCCUGUGCUAAGCCAGCCCUGCCUGGCUCUCCUCUCAAUGCUCACCGGGACCUGGCCAGAGGAGGGACCACUGUCCCACGUGGGCGAAGAGAGGAGACCGCUUAGGACUCUAGGCCCAGACUGGACUGAGCUACCUCUCCCUCCUGAACUGCUGCUCUGAGCGUCCUCCGUGCCCUUCCUGAGGGUAUCAGGGGGCUUUAGUGUCACUGGGGCCCCUGCUGCCUCCGAGGGAGACGGGUGCUUGAACAUGGGAGCACAGGGUCCUGCUUGGGGACUCUGCCUUGGAGUGGCCAGUGAAGUGCCCAUAAUGAGGAGAUGCAGUGCACACUCCGAGAAGCACACAGGGGAGAGCAGGGAUCCCCCUGGCUGGUGGGCGGGGCAGUGCUCCAGAGUUGCCUUGUCCUUGGCACACAUUCAUGGUGCUAUUUAAAGGGACCUCGGGGGCCUCCACCUGGGCUGCUGGGUGAGUGCAAGUGUCCUUUCGCUGGGUACCCUGGGCUAGGCCUGCCACUCCUCACUGAAGGGCAGCUGUCGAACCAGGGCAGCCAGUGGGCACAGGGCCUGGGGACUUAGAAACACAUGUCCCUCGUGGGCUCCACAGACACUUGAGAGGCCCUUUCCUGUCCUAUUAUAUUAUAAUUAAAUAAUG